Messenger RNA from Parnassius mnemosyne (clouded apollo), 3082 nucleotides. NCBI's taxonomy places the organism in Eukaryota, Metazoa, Arthropoda, Insecta, Lepidoptera, Papilionidae. The record is from the annotation of a GenBank genome assembly.
CAGUCCGGAUGCGAAUUUGCUCGAGUUAUUACGUAAUUUCGUUUGUUUACUGAGCACAUGCAUUGUUGUUAAUAUUCAUAUUAAAUUAUUAAUGAGUGAUAAGUAUAAUUAUGAAUAGACACAGAGGUACUUCAAGUCGUUGCAGAAAGAUAUUAAAAUUGGUGAACUAUAGGAUACACGGUAUGUACCUACAUAUUAUUGAUUAACUACUUUUGUAAGUAAGAGGAUACACACUUUAAUCAAUGGAAAUUGGAUUCUUAUUAUUCUUUCCCUUUAUAACAACUUUAUAACAACCUUUUUAGUUAAAUGUAAUAAGAACGAAAAUCACCUGACACCGGCACCGCGCGGCGGUUGCCUAUUAUUUAGCUCAUUUAUUGUCUUAUGUAUUAUGUAACUAUUCUCUUUAGAAGGAUUAUUUGCUUUUACAGGCUCAGCUGAUAUUGUAUCGAGUAAACAUUUUUUGAUCCAUGUUAAGUACUUUUUUUUCAGACAAUAUUAUUAAUGAAGAUGACAGUAGUAUUGAACUUGAAGAACAAAAUGAAAUUAAAGGUGAGGAUGAUGAAACUUUUUCUUUGGUUGUUGGUUAGAUAUAAUAUAUAUUAUAUAUAUAUUUCAAACUUACCAAGGGCUGCGUGGGGGUGAGGGGCUGAGUGUAAAUGAAGUAAAUAGUUAUUGAAAACAUAGUAAUGUAGUCAUUUGAGUAAUUUGUUUCAGAAAAUUUCACAUAUCUUUCGCGAAGUUCUUUCCCCAUUGAUGGCAUAUCAGACCUCAAAGAAGUCAACUCAGAACCUGAUGAUUUUAUUACACCGGCUCCAUUAAUAGUAGUAAAUGUAUCUCCACAUGAUAAUAAUACCUCACCACCAAAUGUACCAACAAAUGAUAUUUUAGAUAUUUCUCAUAAUGUUAUUGAAUCAUUACUACCUGAAAUGGAAUACCCUACUCCAUUGCAAUCUGUAAAUAAUAAUGAUGAUUUACAGACUACUGAUAAUUCUAUUGUAAUGACUCCAUCAACCCAACAAAAAAUAGAUUUUAUAGCCACGCCGACUGUUUUAUACAUUAAUAAUGAUUACGAUCUAAGAAAUAUUUCCGACUUAGAGGGUUUUUUACAUAGUAUUGAAACACAAAAUAUAUCACAGGAUAUUGUAACUACAGAAUCGGAGGAAAGACCCGUCACUCCUAUAGAACCGCUUACGAAAAAGAGAAAAAUAGAUCCUAAUUUAUGGAAAGAUCGCAAAAAUAAAACUCUUAAAAAUUCUGGUAAAAGUUAUGAAAGUGUUAGAACUAAAAAGCAAAACGUAGAAAAAUCUAUAGGUCCACCAUGCAACUGCAAACUGAAAUGUUACGAAAAGAUACAGCAAAAUAUGAGGAGUAAAAUUUUUCAAAAUUUUUGGGCUAUCGGGGACCACGAAAGACAAUGGGAUUUUAUUAACCACCAUGUAAAAAAAGAAAACGUCAAAAAAAUUACAGUUGAACGUAAAAAUAAUCGUACUCAAACAUUAACAUAUCAACUUUUCGAUGAUACUAAUUCCAUGAUUAAAGUUUGUAAAACUAUGUUUUCAAGUACCUUGUCUAUUACACAGCAAGUAGUAUACACAGCUAUUGAUAAAUUGGGAGAUGACAAUUAUUUAAAAGAUUACAGAGGAACUCAUAAGAAUAGGCCAAGAAGAAUGUCAGAAGAGACUGAGAAAAGUAUAAUUGACCAUAUAAAUCUAUUUGAAAGAGUUGAAUCACACUAUACUCGUAAAGAUAGUCAAAAGCAAUAUCUGUGUGAAACAUUGAAUGUCUCUAAAAUGCACCGACUAUAUUUAGAAUGGAUAGAUGCAAACCACCAGUACAAUCAAACAUGCAAAGCAACUAAACGGCAGUAUGAAAUAAUAUUUAAUACGAAGUUUAACCUAUCCUUUCACAAACCUAAAAAAGAUUUAUGUGAAAUAUGUUCAAUUUACCAAACUUCUGAUGAUGUUAGAAAAGAACAGUUAAAAACUGACUAUGAAAAGCACUUGAAAGAAAAACAAAUGGUAAGGCAAUUAAAGGAACAAGAAAAGGAAAAAUUUUGUACAGGUGACAGUGUUGUAGCAUGUUUUGAUCUGGAAAAAGUGUUAAAUAUCCCCCAAAGUGAAGUAGGCAUAUUUCAUUAUAAACGAAAGUAUCCUGUAUACAAUUUCACGAUUUAUAAUAUCUUAGAGAAGAAAGGUUACUGCUAAGUCUGGCAUUGUCAAAUUGCGAAAAGGGGUGCGAUAGAAAUAGCUAGUUGUCUUUGGUCAUUUAUCCAGGCACACGUUGAAUUAGGAAUAAAAAACAUAUCCUUUUAUUCUGAUUCAUGCGCAGGGCAAAAUCGUAAUCGUUUCGUAUUCGCCAUGUUUUCUUUAGCGGCGAAGAAAUACAACAUAAAAAUAACACAUAGGUUUUUGGAGAAAGGUUAUAGCCAAUCGGAGGGCGAUUCUAUGCAUGCUGCUAUUGAGCGUUCUAAUAAAAAGCAUACUAUCUACACACCUGAUCAAAUGUAUUCCUUGAUAGAGAAUGCCAAAGUUACCGGGCAUAAGUAUCAAGUAAAACAAAUGACGCAAGCUGAUUUCAUAGAUUUUAAAGAAUUAAUUAAAGGGAAGAAUUGGUUAAAAGAUACAGAUGGUAAUAAAAUUUACUGGAGCAAAAUUAAAGAAGUAGUUUUUCCUUAUAAUCAAGCUGAUACAGUUUACUUUAGAUACAGUUUUGAAGACGAAUUACAAGAGAUGCAAGCUAUUACGAGGACUAACUCACGAAGGCGACGAGGGGAACCUAUAGAACACGCUGAAAACCUAAAACUCGCAUACACUGGAAUGCUACCCAUACCUCUUCCUUUAUAUAGAGAUUUAAUAAGUCUGUGUGACUCGGGAGCCAUACCAAACCAUUACCAGUGUUUUUACAGAAAUCUAGUGCCAUUAAAUCCCACUUCAGUUACCAACGAUAGUGACGCGGAGAAUUAUUAGUAACCACUUAUUAGUUGUUUUCUGUUAGAUUUUUCUUGUUUUUGUUUUAGUAAUAAUAUACUUGAUAAGUACCUACUUCGUUCUAAAUUGAAUAAAUAAAUAGUAAUUAUUCUUAU